Mucor mucedo is the source of this 869-nucleotide messenger RNA. RefSeq lists its product as uncharacterized. Lineage: Eukaryota; Fungi; Mucoromycota; Mucoromycetes; Mucorales; Mucoraceae. The record is from RefSeq and is a predicted model, not a curated record. Gene Ontology annotation, cellular component: RNA polymerase II transcription regulator complex. The transcript has a single exon. Gene Ontology annotation, molecular function: transcription cis-regulatory region binding; DNA-binding transcription activator activity, RNA polymerase II-specific. Bases 63 to 827 code for a protein of 254 amino acids.
AGACUCUCCGCAAAAAACUCAAGGUAAUUUCCUUCUUUUUUUUUUCUGUGGUUUCCGUAAUCAUGACUAAACAUUACGAAAAAGUAGAAAGAAGAAACAGUAAUAGUUCACAAGGUUCCAAUUCAUCUGUAACAUUAGCGGCCGAUCAACGCAUUCGUCGUAAAGAACAAAAUCGAGCUGCACAACGAGCCUUUAGAGAGCGUAAAGAACGUUACGUGCAAGAAUUACAAGAUAAGAUAAAGCAAAUCGAAGCAGCACAUGCGAUACAAGUAUCUCGACUAGAAGAAGAGAAUUUAAAGUUAAAAAACGAGUUGAGUGAGCUAAAAGAUAGUAAAAGAGAGCAAUCACCAACACCUUCACGUAUACCUUCCUCCGCUGUGGCAUGUAUACGUGAUAAGGAUGGUGUCUCUUUUUGUGAACGUUUAAAAGAGGAAGUAUGCUCAAACGCUUACGAUCGAUUAUUAACAGAGCAAUUAUUUGACGCGCAUGGAUUUUUAAAUGAAACGAUGUCACCCGUGCCGAUUAUAACUUCUACAAAAAAACAGCCUAGUAAAAUUGAUUUCUUUGAUGAAUUAGAACAAUCAUUAAACGCCACUCCGCUAGAAGAACCCACCAACCUUGACCUAAUAUCAUGUUCGGUUGUUUGGAAUCGUAUGGCCAAUCAUCCAUUAUUCGAAAAAUUUGACCAAGAUGCACUGUGUCAUGAAUUGAAAAAGAGAGCUAAAUGUUCAACUACUGGACCCGUUUUUGAAGAAUUCGAAGUUCAAGAAGUGUUACAUUUGAUGGAAGAUCGAGUACGUAACCAAGAGCAGCAACAACAAAUCUAAUACUUUUUCAGUAAAUAAAAUGACCUUUUUUUUUAUUUUUUA